This is a messenger RNA of Trichoderma virens Gv29-8, 360 nucleotides long. RefSeq lists its product as uncharacterized. NCBI's taxonomy places the organism in Eukaryota, Fungi, Ascomycota, Sordariomycetes, Hypocreales, Hypocreaceae. The transcript has a single exon. Bases 1 to 360 code for a protein of 119 amino acids. The record is from RefSeq and is a predicted model, not a curated record.
AUGCAUGUACUGCGCACCUCGGUGCUGUGCCAAUGUUACAUCAAAGGGCCAGCAGAAGAAGAAAACCUGGGCGUCGAUAUUAGUGGAGGGGGUGUGUGCGACAUUCCCGCGAUAGACUUGCAUGGCCACCAGUCAGCUGUCGUUAGUAACGGCCUAUUCCCACGUUCAUCACUCGUACCCCAUGUCAAAGUCGCAGGUCGUCACGGCUUCGGUGCCCGCGCCGGAAAGGAAUCUGGCCGUCAGCUGGGGAGAAUGCAUUCCACUGCCCGAGCUAGCAGAAGCAGCAGAAGCAGCGGCAGCCAGAAGCAGCCAGAAGCAGCAUCAACGUUGCUCGACUUGCUGUUGCUGGUUGGCUCCUGA